CUCCCUCUUCCCAGCUCUUCCUCGGCCACCACCAGCGCCCGCCUUGGCUCCCCAUCCCAAAGCCCCCUCCCCGGAGCGGAGCCCACCGAGGGCCCCUCUCCCGUCCCCCAGCCCAGCCGCCCGGCUAGAACAGCAGCCGCGGGGGACAGCCCCCCGCCAGCCUGCCUCCCCGAGCCCAGCCCUGCCGGAACCCCCACCAUGAACCUCUUCCGAUUCCUGGGCGACCUCUCCCACCUCCUAGCCAUCAUUUUGCUACUGCUUAAAAUCUGGAAGUCCCGCUCUUGCGCUGGGAUUUCGGGGAAGAGCCAGGUUCUGUUUGCCGUGGUGUUCACUGCCCGCUACCUGGACCUCUUCACCAACUACAUCUCACUCUAUAACACAUGCAUGAAGGUGGUCUACAUUGCUUGCUCCUUCACCACAGUCUGGAUGAUUUACAGCAAAUUCAAAGCCACUUAUGACGGGAACCACGACACAUUCCGGGUGGAGUUCCUCGUUGUUCCCACGGCCAUCCUGGCGUUCCUGGUCAACCAUGACUUUACCCCUCUGGAGAUCCUCUGGACUUUCUCCAUCUACCUGGAGUCAGUCGCCAUCCUGCCACAGCUGUUCAUGGUGAGCAAGACGGGCGAGGCAGAGACCAUCACCAGCCACUACUUGUUUGCACUGGGCGUCUACCGCACACUCUAUCUCUUCAACUGGAUUUGGCGCUACCACUUUGAGGGCUUCUUUGACCUCAUCGCCAUCGUGGCAGGCCUGGUCCAGACGGUCCUCUACUGCGAUUUCUUCUACCUCUACAUCACCAAAGUCCUAAAGGGGAAGAAGCUAAGCUUGCCGGCAUAGCCCGGGCCCUUGCCACCCCUCUCCUUGGCGGCAGCUGCAAGACGCAGAGGGAGGCGAGGAAAGACGAGAGCCUUCCUGCAAGACGAAGAAAGAGCCUUCCCGCCCAGGGGUGACUUUUUAAAGAACCAGCCUCUCCCCGCUCCCCAGUCCCCUCCUGCCUGGCUUCAGGGGGCAGUGGAGGCCCCAAGUCUUGGGGAACUCAGGACCUGGGCUGUUUGUAGCUUUUUGCCUUUUAGAGAAGAAAAAAAAAUAUUUCCACUAUUUAGUUUUUGAUUCUGAUGACUCCUUUCUCUUCUACUCUCUGGUCCCGAUUUUUAUAAACUGUUUUUGAGUGGGGGUCGGGGAGGUGGGCGGGACGGGGUUGAGAUCUUUUCCCUCCCCCAGGCCCCUUGACUCCCUUCCAGAUCCCACCCCCCCAGCCCCGCUGGUUGCCAAACACUAAAUCUGCUGACACGGGCCUGCUGCCCUUCUCCCAGCCUCCCCCCACCCAAACUUCUGGGGUGGGGACAAGGAGGAGGGGAGGGAAGGUCUCCCCUUAUUUUUCAUAAUAAUGUUUAUCUAGACUUUGGGUUUUUUGGUCUUGUCCUCAUUUUUUGGCAGUUCAGUGGGGCAAGGAGCCAGGCGUGGGAAGGGGGCCGGCCUGAGGGUCACUGGCUCGACUGCCGUGUUUUUGUACAGAAUUGAUGGUUGAUUCUUUGUUCUCUUGAAAUAAACUGAGGAAAAUGA
This is a messenger RNA of Manis pentadactyla (Chinese pangolin), 1563 nucleotides long. RefSeq names its product KDEL endoplasmic reticulum protein retention receptor 1 (gene KDELR1). Gene Ontology annotation, cellular component: endoplasmic reticulum; cis-Golgi network; membrane. Bases 199 to 837 code for a protein of 212 amino acids. The transcript is spliced from 5 exons. Gene Ontology annotation, biological process: endoplasmic reticulum to Golgi vesicle-mediated transport; protein retention in ER lumen. The record is from RefSeq and is a predicted model, not a curated record. Lineage: Eukaryota; Metazoa; Chordata; Mammalia; Pholidota; Manidae. Gene Ontology annotation, molecular function: ER lumen protein retrieval receptor activity.